AUUGUCACAAACUUGAUCAUGAAACAAUCUUUUGUAACACAAGAAGGCAUGGGGGAGUUUCAAACCCUAGGGCGAUAAAAAAAAAAUGCCUGGAUUAGGCCUUGUUUCGCUUGUGAGGUGCUUCAAUGGAUGUCGCGACCACACCCGUGUUUCGGGACUUAGCACGAGGAUUUGGAACCUAAGCGACAAGCCGGUGGAGCUGCAGAUAAGGGUGGGAUCAAUAUUGAAGAAAGGUCACACAUUGAAGCCAGGUUCGUCGAAGAGAGUGAAGUGCAAGAGCAUUUACAAGGCUUACAUGCCUAGUAGAGGUGGUGGUGGCCGCGGUGGUGGUGGGACUAGUACUAGUAGUAGUGUUGGUGGAGGAAUGAGGAGGUUGUUGUAUUAUUAUGAUGAGACUUGCCACCCUUAUAUUUGGAUACAUGACAGUGUUGGUGAUUUCUCAAGGAUGGUGAAGCAACAGUAUAUUAGUCUCGAGGACCUGAGGGAUUGUUCCGAGAUCAGAAUCUUCAGAGACCAUCAGAGAGGUUGCAUAUCGGUUCGCAAGAAACCAAGGCCAGAUUUUUGUUGAAAAAAUGAACCUUGUUAGUUGCUUCCUUUGUCCCAAAAUAAGUGUCCUGUUUUGGGAAUCGUGUUCACGGUUUCCAAAACAAGAUACUUGUUUUGAGACACGGGAGUAUGUAUUUGACACAGAAUCAUGAUAUAUGUUCCAUAUAUUUUGAGUGUUUUGUUGUUGUAUUCUAUUUUUUAUUUUUUUAUUUUAUUUGAAGAUUUGGGGUAUAUAGUUUUACCGAAAUAUGAGCUAAAGGAUCUUAAGGAAUGAAAUAUAGUGCGACUUUUGGAUCUUA
This is a messenger RNA of Cornus florida, 845 nucleotides long. RefSeq lists its product as uncharacterized. The transcript has a single exon. The coding region runs from base 86 to 568 and encodes 160 amino acids. The record is from RefSeq and is a predicted model, not a curated record. Lineage: Eukaryota; Viridiplantae; Streptophyta; Magnoliopsida; Cornales; Cornaceae.